AUGGCGGACAAUCACAUCAUACUCGAUGUUUGCGGUCGCAAAUUUCGCACUUCAAAAUCCGUUCUUUCAGUCUCGCCUUACUUUGAGAGUCUCCUCACACGAUGGGAAGACUGUGCAGACUUGCAGGCCGACGGCUCCUAUUACGUCGACGCGGAUGCCGAUACCUUCGAGCAUAUCCUAAACUUCAUGCGCCGGCCCUCAAGAUUUCCUCUCUACUGGAAUAAGAAAGACGGCUUUGACUAUGCGCUCUACUGUCGGGUAGAAGCAGAAGCAGAUUAUUUCGUGUUGGAGGGACUGCGGGAUUGGAUCAGACAAGCCAAGUACCUCCAGGCAGUAUCAACAACUUUACACGAAUACAGCGCAAAAAAUGAUCAAGCAUUUGACGGCGAUGUCAUUGUCGAGAAAUACGUCGUCAGGAAGGCUACUGUUGUUCUUUGUCCUGCGGGGAUCCAUGGAAACCGCAGGAAUUGCCGCUUGGAUGAGUUGUGCUCAAAAUUAAUAGAGGCCAACGGAUUGCAGAUGAGUGGUCCAGAGGAUGAGCUUAUUGUGGCUGUUACACAAUUCCAUUUCAACAACGCGAUCCUGGUUAACAAUACUCCCUAA
Molecule: messenger RNA, 603 nt
Organism: Alternaria arborescens
Lineage: Eukaryota; Fungi; Ascomycota; Dothideomycetes; Pleosporales; Pleosporaceae
Exons: 1
Coding region: 1-603 (200 amino acids)
Biological process (GO): protein homooligomerization
Molecular function (GO): protein binding
Source: RefSeq, a predicted model, not a curated record